CGGCGCCGCGGGCAGCCCGCGAGAAGGCCGGGAAGAUGGCGGCCCCCUGGAGGCUGGGCUGGGAGCCGUGGCUGCUUCGCUGCGUGUUGGGCUUCGGCGGCCGCCGAGGCCCGGCGGUGCUUAAGGGGGCUGCCGGGUGGUCCGCCGGCCGCGGAGCUAGUCGGAGAUGGCUUCACAGCACGCGGCGGCUGCAGGCUGAUCCUAUUAAGAUACUAAUGCCAUCACUGUCUCCUACAAUGGAGGAAGGGAACAUUGUGAAAUGGCUGAAAAAGGAAGGUGAAGCUGUGAGUGCUGGAGAUGCCUUAUGUGAAAUAGAGACCGACAAAGCUGUGGUUACCUUAGAUGCGAGUGAUGAUGGCAUUUUGGCCAGAAUAGUGGUUGAAGGAGGAUCUAAAAAUGUACGGCUCGGCUCACUAAUUGGUUUGCUGGUUGAAGAAGGACAAGAUUGGAAACGUGUUGAAAUUCCCAAAGAUGUAGGUCCUCCGUCACCACCUUCGAAACCAUCAGUGCCUCACCCCUCACCAGAACCACAGACUUCUAUCCCUGUCAAACCGGAAGUCACACCAGGGAAACUGCAGUUUCGUUUAAGUCCAGCUGCCCGCAAUAUUCUGGAAAAACACACACUGGAUGCUAGCCAGGGCACAGCCACCGGCCCCCGGGGGAUAUUCACCAAAGAGGAUGCUCUCAAACUGGUCCACUUGAAACAGCUGGGCAAGAUCACUGAGUCCAGACCCGCCCCAGCCCCUCCAGCUGCUCCCACGGUACCUCUGCCUGCACAGGCCCCAGCAGGACCAUCUUAUCCCCGGCCCAUGAUCCCACCCAUGUCGAUUCCGGGACAACCUAAUGUAGCGGGCACAUUCACUGAAAUCCCCGCCAGCAAUAUUCGAAGAGUGAUUGCCAAGAGGUUGACUGAAUCUAAAAGUACCAUACCUCACGCAUAUACUACUGUCGAUUGUGACCUUGGAGCUGUUUUAAAAGCUAGACAAAAUCUGAUCAGAGAUAACAUUAAAGUGUCAGUAAACGAUUUUAUCAUCAAGGCAGCAGCUGUUACCCUUAAACAAAUGCCGGGUGUCAAUGUAAGCUGGGAUGGAGAGGGCCCAAAGCAGCUGCCCUUCGUUGACAUUUCAGUGGCUGUGGCAACAGACAGAGGUUUAAUUACACCAGUCAUAAAAGAUGCUGCUGCUAAGGGCAUACAGGAAAUUGCUGACUCUGUAAAGGCUCUGUCAAAGAAGGCAAGAGAUGGAAAACUGUUACCUGAAGAAUACCAAGGAGGAUCUUUCAGAUGCCAGAGCUUGAUAAGCAGAAGUAUCUCCUGAGUUUCCCAGAUGUUCUGCAGGUUUCUCGGACAUGCUCGUGUGUGAAGUGUGUCGCUUCUGCACCCUCAUCCUUACAGUGUGUCAGCAACACGGUGUUCGUAAAAUAGAACACAGGCUCAUGCCUUGUGGGGUGCUAGACUGGUUGGUUUCUCCCACUCUUCCCCACUCCCAAACCCCUAAAUGUGUCAGUCUCGCCUUCACCUAACCGUCUUUUCUCAAGGGUCUGGGGAAUGUCAGUGGAGCAUUUCUGUGCCUAGGUUUCAAGAACACACUGAUUAAGCAAAAGUGAUACCAUUGGUCAAGAUGAACCAUGUUUUCUGGAAUAUGUUCUGAGGCCAGUUACCCUUUUAGGGGUGUGGAUGUAUGACAGUUUUACGAUGGCGGCAUUGACUCAUGUCUUAUUUGGAGCUCAGAGAAGUCUUUUUGUGCGGUUAUGUUUGUAACACCAUAAAUAAGACAUCCAAAAGCCAUUCACCCGAAGACUCCUCCUUUCUUACCUGCACCAGUUGUUUUUUUAUAAAUGAAAAAUUACACUCCCUUUACUUCUAGGAUGACUCUUUAGCAAAGGUUUCUCCCUCAUGAAACUCAGAUAAUAAUAACAGAUAUUAGGUGGGCUUUUGCUUCUUUAGUUUUUUAAGAGAAAAGUCAUUAAGGAGAAGGUGGGGGGGAAUGGGACUCACGAAUGGAACAGUACUCAUGGUGUUGAAUAGAUGUGUGGACAAGGACAGGAGUACCAUGGACAGUCAGAAAUCUGAUCAGAUUAGAGACAGGUCUGGCUAUUUUUUUUUAAAGAAAACUUUAAAGUUUCAUGCAGUUUUUCUUUCCAGCGCUGAAGGAAGCCCUGGAGUGCUGAGGGUUGGCUUUCGGCAUCGGCCUAAAGUUACCAAAAAACAGGACUACUAAGUAACAGAGUUUUUUAAAUUUCUGUACUUCUUGGUUUGGUAACUGUUUUAUUUCACCUUUAGAAAGACGUUUAAGUCAGAAGCAAUGACAAUUUAAAAAUGAAUGUGCAAGAAACCACGAUGUUCCUGUGCAUUCUGCUUGGUGAAAGGCGAAAUGCUCUCUGGUCCUUUAGUUUUGUGCCGCAAACAUGUUCCAGAUGCGACAAGAAGGUUGACACUCCUCUUGUCCCCUGCUUUGACACCUCUACUCCAUCUCCUCUGUUCCUGGGAGCCAUCCGAUGUGGAGUCAAGGGGGAGGACAUUUGUUAGGCUGUGGUGCCAAGACUGCCGUCUGUUAAGCUGCUCUCAUUUGUCCCACGUGGCAGGUGUGGUCAGAGCAGCUGGAAGCUGUCCCUCCCUGGACCCUUCUUAGGAAGGGCUGGAUUCGGCAGGUUAAAUUAUCUGCUUUGCGUUCUCAGGAAAAUCUCUUUUCCUUUUGGUUUGUGUUCUUGUACAAUUCUUUGUGUUUUUCUUGACGAGAAUGGUACACUGAAGCGCUGAGACAAGGGCGUGGAGCUACAGGAUAGAAGCUGAAGAGCUUGUUCAGCCUGUUUUUCCUCUUGGCUCAGGCAGUGGUGUGCUGGGAAAUGUUUAACACCCUGCUCUCUGGAUAAGAAAUGUAUAUGCAUGUAUCAUUGAAGGUAUGCCUAUUAGAAAUUUUACUGAUAAUAAGAUACAAAAUUCACAAAUUUAAUAGAAUAUGCAAUACUAUUAAAUACAAUGUGUAUAAAUACAGUAAUAUAAUCCAAUAAAAUUCACAAAUGAUAACGAGA
Equus caballus (horse) is the source of this 3030-nucleotide messenger RNA. Lineage: Eukaryota; Metazoa; Chordata; Mammalia; Perissodactyla; Equidae. The record is from RefSeq and is a predicted model, not a curated record.